AGGAGACACCCCGGCGGUGCGCGGCGGUGCCCGGCUGGGCAGCUGGUGCCGGUGUGUCGGUGCGGGGGGUGCGCGGCGGUCCCACGCCCCGCGGACUGGCCCCGGCCCCGGCCCCGGCCCCCGACGGCUUCGCAGCGGCGGGCAGCGGGCGCCCUCCCGGCCGCAGGGCCAUGUUCUACUUCCACUGCCCCCCGCAGCUAGAGGGCGCGGCCCCCUUCGGAGGCCACUCCGCCGGCGACUUUGACGACGGGUUUCUGCGAAGGAAGCAGCGCCGCAACCGCACCACCUUCACCCUGCAGCAGCUCGAGGCACUGGAAGCCGUUUUUGCUCAAACCCACUACCCCGAUGUGUUCACUAGGGAAGAGCUGGCCAUGAAAAUCAACCUCACGGAAGCCAGGGUACAGGUGUGGUUCCAAAAUCGAAGAGCUAAAUGGAGGAAAACAGAGAGGGGUGCUUCUGACCAAGAGGGCUCUAAGGAAACAAUGGCUGAGGUGGCACCUCCUGCGAGGAAUUUAAAUUCCCCUUCUCCAGCAGAUCAAGCCAGGAAUAAAAAAGAGGGUCUGGAGGUCCAGCAGAGCCUGAGUCGAGCAGUGGGUCCUACAGGACCUUUCUUCCCCUCCUGCCUCCCAGGGACUCUUCUCAACACAGCCACCUAUGCACAAGCUUUAUCUCACGUCGCUUCUCUAAAAGGGAGCCCGCUGUGCUCGUGCUGCGUUCCAGACCCCAUGGGCCUCUCCUUCCUGCCCACCUACGGCUGCCAAAGCAACCGCACCGCCAGCGUGGCCGCGCUGCGCAUGAAGGCCCGGGAGCACUCGGAGGCCGUGCUGCAGUCCGCCAACCUCCUGCCCGCCGCCAGCAGCAGCCCCACUCCUCCCGCCAAAGCCGGCCUGGAGGGCGGCCAGGACAAGCAGCCCCCCCCAGCCAAGGAGCACAUGGAAGGGGAGAAGAGUGUAUGAGACCGGCCUGGCACAGGCCCCUCAGCUCAGGGCAGGGACCUGCCACAGGGAACUGCAGCGUGGCCGUGCCCCGGCAGGACAUCACGGGCCGGCAGGACAUCACGGGGCUGCCAGGGACCCGGCAAGUCUGAGCGGCCUCUCAGGCUGCCUUUCACGCACCCUUGCUUUUCUUGCGCUGCUGUAGGUUCAUUCCCCUGAUUUAUCGGCACUAUCUGUGUUUGGAAACGUUCGUGAAACUGUUUUUAGCUCUGCCUCUGCAUCCCAGAUAAAGCAAACCGCCCGGGAUCCUGGCUUGCUCCCGCACGUCUCAGCUUCCCGUCCCACAUGAGCUGGAGGGCUGGCAGCGGGGCAGCGCUUCCAGAAGUGAGGUCUGGGGCAGCAGAGGCAUCCAGGCGCCAUUUACCCCACUGUGCGCAGCAGAGGUGAAGGAACAUGCAGGUAUAUACCGAUUUGGCCUACUGUUUUCUGAUGGCAUUUGACUUCAAAUCUAUCCCAGGCAAGCCAGGUGUAAGAGGUAAGAGAAGCAGCAAACAGAACAAAAUUCUUCAUAAUUUUCCCCUUCUCCCUUCUUUUCCCCAAAAUGGAAACUUUCCACGGAGUAGGUUACCAGGAAUUUGCUGAGAUCAGUUUACCUGUGAAUAAAAUCCUUGCACUAGUCUCUAUGUGAACAUUAUUAGCCUGUUACUCUUGCUAUUCCCUGGGUUAGACGUAAGAGACAUGACUCCCGAGCAGCGUUCGUAGCUCCAAACGGUAAUGCUGGUAAUUAAUGGGGAGUGCAGUUGUGUCUAGAUCUGCACAAAUCUGGGAGUAACUCAGUACCAUUCUGUCGGAGAGACAGACUGGAAAACAAAAUAAUCCUGCAUUGCAAUACUGCAAAUAUGUCCUUGCAUGUUUUGUUUUUAAUAAAGAGGAAAUAAAGCUUGGAAGGAUAUUCCUUUAUGUCAUCCAAAAUCAGACUAUUCUAUUCACUGAAGGCUUGUUGUAAUGAAUCUAGAUGGGAAAAAUGUCUUAAUUAUUACAGAGUGAGCACAGUGCAAAGGAGAAAUUGAUGCCUCAGGAAAUACAGUCUUAUCUAGACCCAAAACUCACCUUUGCCCAAAAAGCAAAGCAGACAGAUCUGAUGCUGGAGCAGGCAUUUUAAUCUGGGUUGCCCUACAUUUUUUCACAUGGGAAAUGCACAUGCAGAUUUAAACUUAGUGACAAGGACUUGCUUUUCUCAGGUGUCUUUUCAGAUUCCUUAGGUUUGUCUGCAGGUGUCCCCGGAGGACAGAGUGAAAACACUUCUCUUGAGACUUGGCCAAGUAACAUGGAGACUAGUGGAAGGACUCCUGUCAGCUCUGAUCCUGCACAUUGUGCUGAGGACCUCCUGCAAUGUGCUGAGCACAUGCUUUUAUGUGGGGUUCUGUUUGGCUACUCACAGGAUCUGGGCUGGGGGAUGUCCUUGGAAAGGCAGUUCCAAGUGAGGUUGGCAGCAAAAAUGUCUCUCCCCCACCUAGGUGAUCUCAGACCAGGAAUUUCACAGAACCUGAGACUUCUCUGGGGCUCACAGGACCCUCCCGUACUCCCUGGUGUUGAGGUUCCUUUCCCUGAGGCAGGGCGCGGUGUCAGCACCCACUCAAAGGGUGGAAGCCCUGGUCUUCAGGGAGUAGCUUGACAGCACCUUGCACCUUCAUUGCUCCAGGAGCGAAGGGUACCAGGCAUUCCCCCACAGUGGCGUUUGCACCUUCUGGGCACAAGCCAACAGAGAGGGCAUUGUUGGGUCUGCCCUUGGAUCCAAGUACAAAUGAAAGUCUGACAGGGCCCACUUUCAUCAAAUGGAGUCAUUUUGCUUUACUUUUGCCACACCGUGUGUUUCUUUUGGCAACCGUGAACUGUCCUAAUGGCAGGGAGGAAGACGCAGUAGUCUGUGAUCGGCCUUUGUGUUCCAGCCUCAGGAGCUGCUCUGCUGAACUGUAGGUGGAGGUGGCUUCUUUGGCUGCAAGUUAUGGCUUAGUUUAAACAACAACGACAACCUUUUUCUUCCACCAAAACAAAAUCAAUUGCUGUAUGCUUUGUGAUGAGGAGAGAAUCACUGUUUUCUUAGUCAUCUUCCCAACCGUAAUUUAUUUGUGCGCCCCCUCUCUAAAAAAAAAAGACUAAAAAAAUAUUCCAUUCCAAAGAGGCAGGCCCAACUUCAUUUCAACAUAAUUACCUUGCAUUCAGUUGAACUUCAGCCCUUCUGUACACUAACUCUUCAAUCUAAUUGUUUGAUUAAACUCGUAUUUCCUCCAGAAAGGUACAUAAAUAAGUGAAUUGUUGAGCAAAUUAAGAAUACUUAACAGCAUUGCAUCUGAAAAGUAGUUACGCUGAUUAAAUUUUCUGUCCUUGAGGAUUUUCAGGAAAUUACUUUUGAUCAUCAAUAACACAAUUAAGUAAACUACACACACAUUAGCAUGAAUAAUUGAUAAGAAAUUAUGUAUUACCACGAAGCACUGAUUUAAUAAUUCAUGAUGCGACACUCUAGUGACUGUGCAAAACUAGUCUGCCUGAUGUUGCUGGAAAUGCUGCAAAUACAAACAAGUCCAUAGUUUUGUUGUACAAUAAAAAAAAGUA
Messenger RNA from Falco peregrinus (peregrine falcon), 3548 nucleotides. It is a transcript of the gene DRGX, whose product is annotated as dorsal root ganglia homeobox. Gene Ontology annotation, biological process: regulation of transcription by RNA polymerase II. Gene Ontology annotation, molecular function: DNA-binding transcription factor activity, RNA polymerase II-specific; RNA polymerase II transcription regulatory region sequence-specific DNA binding. NCBI's taxonomy places the organism in Eukaryota, Metazoa, Chordata, Aves, Falconiformes, Falconidae. The record is from RefSeq and is a predicted model, not a curated record. The coding region runs from base 171 to 956 and encodes 261 amino acids. The transcript has 6 exons.